AUGAGUCAAUCUUACGGAGCAGGGAAUGAUAAUAUGGGUCAAGGAGACGACGAUGAAUUUAAUGGCUAUUUCGAAGAUCUAGACAACGAUCUUAUGCCGAAUAACAAUAAUGGGCAAAGGGUUGAUACGAAUGCUGGAUUGAUCUUCAACAAUGAGGUAGACGUUAAUGAUAAUGACUUUUUGGAUAUUUAUAAUAUGAGUCCUAGAGAAAGACUGAUGUAUAAUUUGAGGAAGAACACUCAAAAAUUACAGUUUUUUUUUCAAUCAUUACGGUUGUGGCAGCAGAUUUUAAUAGUCCUUUUCGGAAUAAUGGUUAUGAUAAUGGGCGUUUUGUUGCUAGUCUUCCAUAGCACAAUUUUACAUAAGGUUGUUGUUACUUCAAACGAGUUAAAAGAAAAGAUGUCAACACAUUUCAUUUUGAUAGUGCUAGUAUUUUUUGUCGCAUUCCCUCCUAUGAUCGGAUACUCUUUACUAUCCACCACUACUGGGUUAAUAUAUGGCGUCAGCUUUGAAGGAUGGAUUACGCUUGCUUUCGGGUCUGUGACAGGCUCUAUUGUCUCUUUUAUUGUUUUUAAGACUAUUCUACAUUCAAGGGCAGAGAAACUGGUGCAUCUGAAUAAAAGGUUUGAGGCACUGGCUUCUAUCUUACAAGAAAAUAACAGUUAUUGGAUUUUAGCUCUACUAAGAUUAUGUCCAUUCCCGUAUUCUUUGACUAAUGGUGCUAUAGCUGGUGUUUAUGGCAUCUCAGUGCGCAAUUUUUCUAUUGCCAAUAUAUUGACAACGCCAAAACUUUUCAUCUACUUGUUUAUCGGUUCUCGUAUAAAAAGUCUUGCAGAAUCGGAAUCUACUGGGUCUAGGGUAUUUGACGUGGUAAGCAUUUUAGUCACCCUAAUAAUUUUAAGUCUAACAGCAUGGCUCCUUUACUUCAAAACUAAGAAGAGGUAUUUGGAACUACAAAACCGAGACCGUCAAGUAUCUCCUGAUCGACUACCGGAAAUGUCCUUUGAGAUAUAA
Molecule: messenger RNA, 1014 nt
Organism: Saccharomyces kudriavzevii IFO 1802
Lineage: Eukaryota; Fungi; Ascomycota; Saccharomycetes; Saccharomycetales; Saccharomycetaceae
Gene: TVP38
Product: Tvp38p
Exons: 1
Coding region: 1-1014 (337 amino acids)
Biological process (GO): vesicle-mediated transport; mitotic spindle elongation
Cellular component (GO): Golgi membrane
Source: RefSeq, a predicted model, not a curated record